Messenger RNA from Colletotrichum karsti, 432 nucleotides. RefSeq lists its product as uncharacterized. The coding region runs from base 1 to 432 and encodes 143 amino acids. NCBI's taxonomy places the organism in Eukaryota, Fungi, Ascomycota, Sordariomycetes, Glomerellales, Glomerellaceae. The record is from RefSeq and is a predicted model, not a curated record. The transcript is spliced from 2 exons.
AUGUCCGCACGCGCGCAGAACUAUCCGCCUCAGAACUACAAAGUCCCGUCGUUCCCGAGCAUCAACUGGCAACUCCGGGACCUCACGGACGACCACCGCUGGAGCCUCUUCUACAUCCACGACAUUUGGCGGUUCACGGUGAUAUGGACCUUCAUCAUCUACGCCGCGGUGCACAUGGGCGCCGCCGCCAUCACGAUCGUGAUGCACACGAAUAAAAGGGGCUCGUUGACGUAUCUCUGGGCGGUGCCUUUGCUGUACGCCUUCGUGGCGGGUGUGCAGGCGAUCUUUGCGGGCAGCGUCGUCGGGUUGAUCCUCGGAGCGGUCUACAAUGCCGGAUACUUCUCAAUGUCAACAUGGGUUCCCCUCCUUUGGGGCGUCAUCAACGUCCUCGUCCUCAUCAUCUCAUCCUUCUCCAUUCAAGGCGGUCUCUGA